UUUUAAAUCCCACCACAGCUUAACAAAACAACUGUAAUUAUGUUAUUCAUGCAAUUUCACUGAUUAUAAAAAAGCUCUUUGCCUGGCACUGCUUAGUGUUGAAACUGUCUUUGUGGCCCUUUUAUGAAUGACUUUGUAUAUUUCCUGUUUCUGAGGGUUCCUCUAGUCUAUAAACCCUUUAGCAGUGACUGCACUGGGUCAUAUGUUACAGCCCUGCAUAGCCUGUACAAUCUGCUAAUUGAGAGGAACAGCGCCAGUGCCAUCUUCAGAUUGGGAUACUCUGAUGACCACCAUGGGGGGCUUCCUUGAUGACUUAUUUGAGGGUUAUAAUGAGACCAACUAUGACCCCGAAUGCUGCCUCGAUGGUUUGGGUGAUGAUAAUGUGCUCUAUAACACCGACUGUUGCCACAAUGGUUUGGGUGAUGUAUGUGACCAUGACGACAGCAUGCGUUUUGAGGCAGUGUUCAUCCCAGUUCUCUACUCCGUGGCACUGGUUGUGGGCCUUCUGGGGAAUGGGCUGGUACUGGGGGUACUGGCUCAGAGAAAGCGAGUCUGGAGCGUGACAGACAACUUCAUCCUCCACCUGGCUGUGGCAGACAGCCUGUUGCUGUUGACGUUGCCAUUCUGGGCUGUGGAAGCUGCCCAGGAGGAGGGAUGGAGCUUUGGGACCCCACUUUGCAAGAUCACUGGAGCCAUGUUCACGAUCAACUUCUACUGUGGGAUCUUCCUGCUGGCAUGCAUCAGUCUGGACCGCUACAUGUCCAUUAUCCACGCUACCCAGAUGUACUCCCGUAGGAAGCCCUGGCUAGUCCACGCCAGCUGCCUGUCAGUGUGGCUCUUCUCCCUGCUCCUCACCCUUCCCGACUGGGUCUUCCUUGAGGCUGCGGCAGAUGACAGACGGAGCAAAACAGAGUGUGUGCAUAACUACCUGCUUUUCUCUCAGUCGGCAUCUAAGUGGCGGCUGGCAUCACGCCUGCUCUACCACUUGGUGGGCUUCCUGCUACCUUCAGUUGUCAUGCUCUUCUGCUAUUCCUGCAUCCUGCUGCGCCUAAUGCGUGGCUCCCAGGGCCGGCAGAAGCAGAGAGCCAUCAGGGUCAUCCUGGCCCUAGUGGCAGUCUUCUUUCUCUGCUGGACGCCAUACAACAUCACACUCAUGGUGGACACAAUUCAGUCCAACAGCACCCGUGAGGGCUGUGGGAUGAAAACACAUCUGGAAAAGGCCUUAACAGUCACCUCCUCCCUGGGCUACCUCCACUGCAGCCUCAAUCCAGUCCUCUACGCCUUUGUGGGUGUGAAGUUCCGGCGUCAGCUUCUGGACAUCCUGAGGUAUCUGGGCUGCAGGCUGAAGAUGGGUGCCAGCUUCAAAUCUGCUGCAAGCAGUAGGAGAAGCUCCACGUGGUCUGAAUCUGCAGACACUUCCAACUCUAUUGCUAUCUGACAGAUGUCUGUCUGUGAGACAGAUGUACAGCACACAAAACCUGAGCAAGCUGGCAGCAAACUAAGAGACAGAGACUUGAACCAGACUCAUCUUUAUGUAAACAUACAUACUGCGCAGCCUGUUCUCACAGGCUGUGCUUUCUGUAAAGUUUCCCUUGCGUACAGUGUUUCUGUCUUGCUGUACUGAACAAGAACAUAACCCUGAGCAAAAAAGUAAAUCUAGUUUGGAGCCUGAAGUCAUACUUUUGUGUAGAAAAGCCAUUGUGAAGUAUGAUAGAAAAACAUGUUUUCCUUUAUAUAAGCAUGUACAGCAUAGAUUAAGCAUAGAUAUGAAAUAUUUUACUCUGUAAUUAUCAAAUUACAUUUUUUUGUACUUUUAUACAACAAUAUAGCCUAUUGCAUUACAUUUUUACAUUUACAUAUAGAACCUUGAAAUACUGAAUAAACUUAUUUUUUUAUUUCAUGA
Messenger RNA from Myripristis murdjan (pinecone soldierfish), 1903 nucleotides. RefSeq names its product chemokine (C-X-C motif) receptor 3, tandem duplicate 1 (gene cxcr3.1). Bases 284 to 1438 code for a protein of 384 amino acids. Gene Ontology annotation, biological process: cell chemotaxis; inflammatory response; positive regulation of cytosolic calcium ion concentration. The record is from RefSeq and is a predicted model, not a curated record. Gene Ontology annotation, cellular component: membrane; external side of plasma membrane. NCBI's taxonomy places the organism in Eukaryota, Metazoa, Chordata, Actinopteri, Holocentriformes, Holocentridae. Gene Ontology annotation, molecular function: C-C chemokine binding; C-C chemokine receptor activity; C-X-C chemokine receptor activity. The transcript is spliced from 4 exons.